Messenger RNA from Salarias fasciatus (jewelled blenny), 1389 nucleotides. It is a transcript of the gene sf3b4, whose product is annotated as splicing factor 3b, subunit 4. NCBI's taxonomy places the organism in Eukaryota, Metazoa, Chordata, Actinopteri, Blenniiformes, Blenniidae. Gene Ontology annotation, molecular function: RNA binding. Bases 1 to 1206 code for a protein of 401 amino acids. Gene Ontology annotation, biological process: positive regulation of mRNA splicing, via spliceosome. Gene Ontology annotation, cellular component: nucleolus; U2 snRNP; precatalytic spliceosome. The record is from RefSeq and is a predicted model, not a curated record. The transcript is spliced from 6 exons.
AUGGCGGCGGGACCAAUUUCUGAAAGAAAUCAAGACGCCACGGUUUACGUUGGCGGCUUGGAUGAGAAAGUGUCCGAGCCUUUGCUAUGGGAGCUCUUUCUGCAGGCCGGUCCUGUGGUCAACACACACAUGCCAAAAGACAGGGUCACAGGGCAACAUCAAGGUUACGGCUUUGUGGAAUUCCUCAGUGAAGAGGAUGCUGACUACGCCAUCAAAAUCAUGAAUAUGAUAAAGCUGUAUGGCAAGCCAAUUAGAGUCAAUAAAGCGUCUGCACACAACAAAAACCUGGACGUUGGUGCUAACAUCUUUAUCGGAAACCUGGAUCCAGAAAUUGAUGAGAAACUGCUGUACGACACGUUUAGUGCUUUUGGCGUGAUCCUGCAGACUCCAAAGAUCAUGCGAGAUCCCGACACGGGCAACUCCAAGGGUUACGCUUUCAUCAACUUCGCCAGCUUUGACGCCUCUGACGCCGCCAUCGAGGCCAUGAACGGCCAGUACCUCUGCAACAGGCCCAUCACCGUGUCGUACGCCUUCAAGAAAGACUCCAAAGGAGAGCGCCACGGCUCGGCUGCGGAGCGACUCCUGGCUGCGCAGAACCCGCUCUCCCAGGCGGACAGGCCGCAUCAGCUGUUCGCAGAUGCUCCUCCGCCACCCUCCGCCCCCACGCCGGUCCUCACCACACUGGGAGCUGCGAUGGCGAUACCAGGCAUGCCGCCUCCUGCAGCUUUCCCUCCUGUUCCUCCACCCGGAUCAAUGCCUCCCAACAUGCCGCCGUCUAUGGCCAUGCCACCGUCAGCGGGGAACCCAGGCCCGCAGGGCGGCGGAGUGCCGCCGCCCGUACCUCCACCCUUCCCUCCCGCCAGCAUGCAUCCAGGAAUGCCUCAGAUGCCGAUGCCUCCUCCCGCUCCUCCUGGCAUGGUGCCUCCACCUCCUGCUCCACCAGGAUCAAACCAAAGGGCGCCGCCUCCCCCUGGCAUGCCCCCACCCCCGCCCAUGGGCAUGCCUCCCAGGGCCCCGUACGGCCCUCCCAUGGGACCCCCAGUGCCUCCAGGGAUGAGAGGACCCCCUCCUCCCAUGCCUCCGCCGGGCUACGGUGCCGGGCCCCCUCGCCCGCCUCCCUUUGGCUUCCAGAGAGGCCCUCCGAUGCCCCCCAGGCCUCCGGGUGCCCCCCCUCGGGUUCCUCUGAGACCACCAAUGCCCCCCUAAUCCAUGUCCAUGAGCAGACGCCGGAUCUGCUGUUUUCUUUUCUUUUUUAACACGUUUAGAUCUACUCAAGUUUGGGUCUGUGAGAAUAAGUUAACCAGCUGUUUGUAUUGUUUCCAUUUAUUUCUUUUAAAAAUUGUACAGAUGAACGACCUUCAAGGAAUAAACUUUUUUCGUACAACUUUU